Messenger RNA from Abrus precatorius (Indian licorice), 2847 nucleotides. Its product is annotated as bifunctional aspartokinase/homoserine dehydrogenase 2, chloroplastic-like. Gene Ontology annotation, biological process: aspartate family amino acid biosynthetic process; L-homoserine biosynthetic process. The record is from RefSeq and is a predicted model, not a curated record. The coding region runs from base 6 to 2744 and encodes 912 amino acids. NCBI's taxonomy places the organism in Eukaryota, Viridiplantae, Streptophyta, Magnoliopsida, Fabales, Fabaceae. Gene Ontology annotation, molecular function: NADP binding; aspartate kinase activity; homoserine dehydrogenase activity. The transcript is spliced from 18 exons.
CAACCAUGCCAUUGCCAAUGAUGUCGUUUUACUCAGUGAUCUCCCAGUCCUCCAACUGCAUUCCCUUUCCACUUCCCAACACUUCACGUUUUCCACGCCGCAACAACCCUCUUCCUUCUCACUCCCCUUUCUCGCUCCACUCUUUGCAUUUACCAUGGGGGAGAAAGUCAACAAGGUCAAGGAUAUGUGCUUCAGUUACAGAUGUCUCGGUGGAUGUAUAUGUAAAGGAAAAACAGCUUCCCAAAGGGGAAACUUGGUCUGUCCACAAGUUUGGUGGAACCUGUGUGGGCAGCUCAUCUAGAAUAAAGAAUGUUGCAGACAUCAUUAUUAAUGAUGAUUCGGAGAGGAAAUUGGUUGUGGUGUCUGCUAUGUCAAAGGUGACUGAUAUGAUGUAUGAUCUUAUCCACAAGGCUCAAUCUCGCGAUGAGUCUUACGUAUCUGCACUGAAUGCUGUUUUAGAGAAGCAUAGCUCAACCGCGCAUGAUCUACUUGGUGGAGAUGAUCUUGCUGCUUUCUUGUCAAAGUUGCAUCAGGACAUCAGUGACCUCAAGGCAAUGCUUCAAGCCAUAUACAUAGCUGGUCAUGCAACAGAAUCCUUUACUGACUUUGUUGUGGGACACGGAGAGUUAUGGUCUGCACAGAUAUUGUCAUUAGUUAUUAAGAAGAAUGGAAUUGACUGCAAAUGGAUGGAUGCGAGGGAAGUCCUUAUUGUAAAUCCUACUCGUUCUGAUCAAGUUGAUCCUGACUACUUGGAAUCUGAACGAAGACUUGAGAAAUGGUACUCUCUGAACCCAUGUAAGGUUAUCAUUGCCACAGGAUUUAUUGCAAGCACACCUCAAAACAUUCCUAUUACUCUCAAGCGAGAUGGAAGUGACUUCUCCGCAGCAAUUAUGGGAGCUCUGUUUAGAGCCCGUCAGGUCACAAUUUGGACAGAUGUUGAUGGUGUGUAUAGCGCAGAUCCUAGAAAAGUUUCUGAUGCUGUGAUUUUGAAGACAUUGUCUUAUCAAGAGGCAUGGGAAAUGUCUUAUUUUGGUGCCAAUGUCUUACAUCCACGCACAAUAGUUCCAGUUAUUCAAUAUUGCAUACCCAUUAUAAUAAGGAAUAUUUUCAACCUCUCUGCUUCUGGAACAAAGAUCUGCCAUCCUUCAAUUAUUCAUGAAGAUAGACAGAUAUUAAAAAAUUAUGUCAAAGGCUUUACAACAAUAGACAACUUGGCACUUGUAAAUGUCGAGGGAACAGGAUUGGCUGGUGUUCCAGGUACAGCCAGCGCAAUUUUUGGUGCAGUAAAAGACGUUGCAGCUAAUGUUAUUAUGAUAUCUCAGGCUAGUAGUGAGCAUUCUGUGUGCUUUGCUGUGCCUGAGAAAGAAGUAAAAGCUGUUGCUGAGGUGUUGCAGUCUGUAUUUCACACGGCUUUGGAUGCUGGCCGUCUUUCUCAGGUUGCAAUCAUUCCAAAUUGUAGUAUUUUGGCAGCUGUCGGCCAGAAAAUGGCAAGUACUCCUGGAGUUAGUGCCACCCUUUUCGAUGCAUUGGCCAAGGCCAACAUAAAUAUCCGUGCUAUUGCACAAGGUUGUUCGGAGUACAACAUUACUGUUGUGGUUCAGCGAGAGGAUUCUAUAAAGGCUCUACGGGCUGUUCAUUCCAGAUUUUAUCUCUCAAAAACCACCAUAGCAAUGGGCCUUAUUGGACCUGGAUUAAUUGGAAGCACGCUACUUGACCAGCUAAGGGAUCAGGCUGCAAUUCUGAAAGAAGAAUUGAACAUUGAUUUGCGUGUAAUGGGCAUCAUGGGUUCGAAGUUGAUGCUCCUCGAUGAUGCGGGCAUCAACUUGGUUAAGUGGAGAGAACUUCGAGAAGAAAAAGGAGAAGUGGCUAAUUUGGAAAAAUUUGUUCAACAUGUGCAUGCAAAUCAUUUUAUACCAAACACUGUGUUAGUGGACUGCACACCUGACUCCAUCAUUGCAACCCAUUACAAUGACUGGCUACGCAAAGGAAUACAUGUAAUCACCCCCAAUAAGAAGGCAAAUUCAGGACCACUUGAUGAGUAUUUGAGGUUAAGAGCUGUUCAGAGGCAAUCAUACACACAUUACUUCUAUGAAGCUACUGUUGGUGCUGGUCUUCCAAUUAUCAGCACUUUACGGGGGCUUCUUGAAACUGGUGACAGAAUAUUGCAAAUUGAAGGCAUAUUCAGUGGCACUUUGAGUUACAUCUUUAAUAACUUCAAAGAUGGCCGGCUUUUUAGUGAGGUAGUAGCUGAAGCAAGGGAAGCAGGUUAUACGGAACCCGAUCCAAGGGAAGAUCUGUCUGGAACUGAUGUUGCCAGAAAGGUGAUAAUUCUUGCAAGGGAAUCAGGUUUGAAGCUAGAGCUUUCUGAUAUUACCGUUGAAAAUCUUGUGCCGGAACCCUUACGAAUUAGUGCAUCAGCUCAAGAGUUUAUGCAACAAUUACCAAAAUUUGACCAAGAAUUAACAAAGAAACAAAAAAAUGCGGAAAGUGCUGAGGAAGUGUUGAGAUACGUGGGAGUGGUGGACGUGACUAAUCAAAAGGGAGUGGUAGAGCUGAGAAAAUACAAGAAGGAUCAUCCAUUUGCACAACUAUCUGAGUCAGAUAAUAUUAUUGCAUUCACAACAAGAAGGUAUAAAAAUCAGCCUCUGAUAGUUCGUGGACCAGGAGCUGGUGCCCAAGUCACAGCUGGUGGAAUAUUUAAUGACAUUUUACGACUUGCCUCAUAUCUUGGUGCUCCAUCAUAAAUGCCAUUUUUUGCAGCGUGAAUGUUGUAGCAUAAGUUCACUCUUCUGCUUCUUGUAACUUGUUAAUGGAGUGAUAUGAAUAAACCAUUAUAAUAAAUAAUUG